UCGCCGCGCGGAGCCCGGCCGGCCCCGCCCCGCGGCUCCGGUUUCAGCCGCUGCUACAGGGACCCCCAAGAUGGAAACGCAGGGGCUGCCCGCCGCGGAGGCGGCCCGGGCCCGGCCCGGCACCCAACAUGGCGGCCCUGCCGCGCCGCCCGCCGCCCCGCGCCGCCCGCCGCAGCCGCCCGACUGGGAGCCGGCCGCCGCCGCCGCCUCCUCCUCCCCCGCCGCCAGCACCGCCUCGGCGGGCCUCUACGUGAGCUUCCCGGUGCUGCUGGUGGAGGAGAAGCCGGAGCCCGGCGCCAGCCCGGCGCCCAGCCCCUGCGCGCCGCCGGCGGGGCCCGCGCCCGACAACGACGGGCUCCUGCUCGUCUUCAACGUGGUGCGCGGCGCGGCCGAGGCCGGCGGCGGCGGCGACGCGGGGCGCGCCCAGCCCGGCCCGCCGCCCGCCGAGCCGCCCGAGGAGGCCCCCGGCUCGGCGCCGCCGCCGCCUCCCCCGCCGCCGCCGCUGCCCCCCGCCGCCUGCGGCGACGGCGCGGCGGAGGACGGCUCCUUCUCGGGGACCAUCACCAUCAACAACCAGAGCCUGGUGGUGCGCAUCGAGAACGGCGUCCUGACGCUGGGGCCCGGCGCCGAGCAGGCCGCGGGCGCCGCGCCGCCGCCGCCCGCCCCGCCGCCGCCGCCCGCCGCCAGCCCCGCCGAGCCGCCGGGCGGGCCGCGUCCGCGCUCGCCGCCGGCCUUCGCGUGCCCCGAGCCGCGCUGCGGCGAGGCCUUCCCCCGCAAGCAGCAGCUGCGGCUGCACCGCCUCGCGGCGCACGGCGGCGGGGAGGAGGAGGGCCGCGGGGCGGCGGCGGCGGCGCGGCCCUUCGGCUGCCCGGUGCCCGGCUGCGCCUGGUCCUUCGCCACGGCCUACAAGCUGCGGCGGCACCUGCACUCGCACGACAAGCUGCGGCCCUUCGCCUGCGCCGCGCCGGGCUGCGCCAAGCGCUUCACCACGGUCUACAACCUGCGGGCCCACAGCCGCGCCCACGAGCAGGAGGCGGCGCACAAGUGCGAGGCGUGCGGGCAGCGCUUCCCCAGCGCCGCCCGCCUCGCCGCCCACCGCCGCCGCAGCCACCUGGAGCCCGAGCGGCCCUUCCGCUGCGACUUCCCCGGGUGCGAGAGGACGUUUAUCACCGUGAGCGCGCUCUUCUCGCACAACCGAGCCCACUUCAGGGAGCAGGAGCAGUUCUCCUGCUCUUUCCCCGGCUGCAACAAGCAGUACGACAAAGCCUGUCGCCUGAAAAUCCACAUGAGGAGUCACACAGGUGAGAGGCCUUUUAUCUGCGACUUUGAAGGUUGUGGCUGGUCUUUCACCAGUAUGUCCAAGCUACUGAGACACAAAAGGAAACACGAAGAUGACAGGAGGUUUAUGUGUCCGGUAGAAGGCUGCGGGAAGUCCUUCACAAGAGCAGAACACUUGAAAGGCCAUAGUAUAACUCACCUUGGUACAAAACCAUUUGAGUGUCCAGUAGAAGGCUGUUGUGCAAAAUUCUCAGCGCGAAGUAGUCUGUAUAUUCACUCCAAAAAGCAUCUUCAAGAUGUGGACUCAUUAAAGACUCGCUGCCCUGUAUCCAGCUGUAAUAAAUUGUUCACUUCCAAACACAGCAUGAAGACACACAUGGUAAAACAGCACAACUUCAGCCCAGAUCUCCUAACUCAGCUUGAAGCAACCAGCUCCCUCACACCUAGCAGUGAACUCACUAGUCCAGGACAAAGUGAUCUCAGCAACAUAGACCUUGUAUCCCUGUUCUCCAAUGCGUCCAGUAACAAUUCUGGAAUUGCAACAGACAUGGCGCUAGUGAACUCUGGGAUCGUCACAAUAGACGUUGCUUCAGUGGGCUCAACGCUCGGAGGAAACCUGCCUGUCAGUAACAAUUCGUUAAGUCAGGCAGUCGAUCCCUUGAUAUUGGUGGCGAGCAGUGAUAUGCCGCAGAGCCUGGACAGUUCUCUCUUGCUGGGAACCAGUGCAACAGUUCUACAGCAAAGCACUUUAAAUUUGGAUGACGUACAGACUGUCAACGCGGAAGCCUUGGGUUCACUAGCGUCCCUAUCGGUGAGGAAUUCCAGUCAAGAUGUGCACGGUUUGACGUCCAGCAAUAAUUUAACGAUUGACACAGCCACUUUGACUCCUUCUAGUAGCCUCGGUGGUACCAACGUGCCUGAGUUACUAACACCAACUAAAGUUGAACGAAAUUUGCUUCCCAGCUCAGACGUUGUUGGUCAACAAGAGGGCAGCAAAGUAGUGACUCAGUUUGUUUUCUCCAACCCUCCAGGAAGCUACAGUGCUCAGAAGGAAAUGGAUCUUAGCACAGUGACUGGCAGCUCAUUUUUGGAAAGCGGUGGGUCUGCGAGAACAGACUACAGAGCCAUUCAGCUAGCCAAGAAAAGAAAACAAAAAGGGAAUGGGAGCAGCACAGGGGCAUCUGGCUCUGGUCAGAGGAAAAGCAAGGGCGGUAAAGUAAGCCCUACCAGCUUUUCAUCAUCCACUGCUGGCAGUCGACUGGGUGGCAACAUUGUCCUGCCAAACGGAGGGCUGACGAUAAGGGACCCUGCCACUGGAGCACAGUAUGUGCAAAUUCAGCUUCUUCAGGAUGAUCCCCCAGGAGAGGGAGAUUUGCCCUUUCAACUGAGCUCUCAGUCUUCCUCAUCACAUUCUCAGCUUACAGUGGAUUUACCUGUUCACAUACUUCAGCAAACUGCGUGUCAAUGAGAAUGAACAGCUGAGAACCAACCAGCAAUGAAAGAUUAGCAUGUUCACAAACCAGAUUUUCUACUUGACCAUUGGGGCUUUAUUUGAUAGACUCUGCAAUGCAGUAUUCUCACCAAGAGAAAAUAAAGCUUUUGCAUUUGAGAGAAGUACCUUACUAUAAUAAAUCUAGAAGUACAAGAGUACUAGGAUAGUUGGCCACGGUAAAGAGUUACCGGAGGAAAAGCAAAUAGUCAGUGAUGUUAAUUUAUCUCCUUCAGUAAUACUCAUCUGAAGUGUCCAAAGGAAAACUGGAGCGGCACUGUUUGAGUGGGUCCCCAAAGUAGGAAAGCUUUGGGUUUCCUCUAAACCAUUCAGAGCAUUUCUCUGAUCUUGGAUAAAUUUCAAGGUAAUCUUACUGAUAAGUAUUAAGAGCAUCUAGAAGUGAAAGCACUGAACUCUUCAUGCUGUCUGUUUGCUUUAACAGGAGCCACACAAUUCCACUGAAGAUGAUGCAGGUUCUGAUAACUCUCAGUUCACUGGAAGCACAAUAAACUUACAGGAUCUGGAAUGACCAUUAUUAAGAACAGUUACUUGAAAACAAAUUGGGCAAUCACGUUUCGACAAAGUGAGAUAACUGUGUGGGUCUUUUUCCAAGGAAACUAUGAAAACUAGGAGUACUGGAUUAUGGUUGCACUCUUUUCAAUUUGCUAAGGACAGUUACAGUUGAAAGAUUUUUCUUAAUAUGUAAAUUCUACUUGAUGUGCCUGUGUAAGAUACUCCGUCUGCCUGGUGGUCAGAGAGACUGAGGCAGGCUGCUGUACAGUGUUGUUUCAGGGAGAAGUACUGUAUUAAACUUCAAACUGAGGUAAUAUUAACUGUUUUCACAGGAAAGUAAGUAUUCUACAGCUAACAAGUACAAAUUUAUAAUUCUGACUUAUAACAGUUCAAACUUUCCUUCUAUUGGUCUCCUGUUGGAGCCAGUGGCAUUGAGGAAUUAAGAGCAAAUUUUGCAAGUAUUUUCCACACACAAAAAAAUUGUUUCAGCCCCUGUUUGUUGGCAGAAAACUGGAAUAAAAUAUCAUACGCAACAAAAUUAACAUCCAAUGCCAUGAAAAUGAAAUGCUCCAAAAUCUUUGUUUUAGAAAACUAGAUUCUAAAUGUUAACUUAGCUGUGAAUCAGUUUGUAGCUCAUGUUGAGUUUCUCCCUUUCUUUGCUCCUACAUCCCAAAUAAUCUGCUGAAUUCUUCCAGCAACACUUGAAAAAGGAAACUGCAAUAGAACUGUACUCACUGUAAGUGAUUACCUAAGAGUCCAACAGCAUCUGAGAGAAGUUAAUCAUCUUUGUGCUCCCUUUUGGGGAGCAAUGUUGACGGUCACUUAAAUUUAAGCACCUUGAUUAUAUCUCAUGCAUAGACUGCUGCCACGUUACCUGUAAACUGGCCACUAUCUUUUUUUUAAUUUUUUUUCGAUUGAACACUGUUAACACUUGUUCUUUAUUGGUAUCCCAGAAUAUCAUGUGAACAUGGAGCUUCCAGCUGGUUUACAGAAUAUGCAGUUGUUAGACUAUUUUGGGAGGGGCAAAGAAUUGUUACCUAGGAAGAUUUGCCCCAUUGAGAAACUGCAGUUUCUAGUGGGGGGUGGGAGGGGAAGGUUGUAUGUACUGUACUUACCUGGAUUGCAGACACCUAAAUAAGCAUAGGGUUGUAUAGGAGAAAAAACCCUUUGGUUACAUUUUAAGGUAGUAAUUUAAAUGUUUCUUAUGGUGAUGUACUGAAUGCCUAUAAAAUUAUGUAUAGGAGUUUGAUAAAAGGGUGUAUGUACUGUUUUUUAUUCUCAAUGAGGUGUGUGUGUGUAUGCACGUAUGUGUGUAUUUUUUACAAAAUAAGAUAUGUCAUGCAGAAGAACAUUGUGAUCUUUCUAAUCUUGCACAUAUUUAUUUAUUUUACAGUUAUACUGAUGUUGAAUUCACCCGAGGUCAUUCAGAAAUGCUUUUACUUCCUGUGCCUUUUGAACUAUGUAUGUGUCCAGAUAAAUGCUUUCGUUGAAGACUUGAAAAAAAAAAAAAAGUAUACAGGUUACAGUCAACUUCAGAUCCUGAUUUGUAGGGAGUAUUUUAUUCUCUGGUUGAACCAGUUUUAUUUUUCUAUCUUUAGCUUCAGUAACUGAGCAUUAGGGUCUCUGUUCUUCUCAUCCUGAAUUUACAGCUUAAGUCCAGGAAAUUUCUUAACCCUCUCAGGAGGGGUUUCCAAACCAAACUAAUUGGUAGGGGAGAUCAUCUGUCUGAUGGCUGGAGUCCACUCCCGAGAGGUAGAAAGGCUGAGGAGGAAUCUUGUUGAAGGGACUACUCGGUCUUGCUCUAGUGGUCACCGUGCUCUCCCGGGAAGCAGAGACUCCUUAAGCUCCCAAUGCCUCCAUUCUGUUCUCAAGGACCAUACCAGUUCUUAAUCUAAUAAAAUGGCCAAGGAACACUCCAUCUUUUUAUGGGACUUGCAACUGAAUCUUUCUACUUCUGAAAAUGUACCUCACUCAGCUUUGUAAAUGAAUGUAAAGUGCUAACCUCUUGGGGCCGAAAAUUGGAUCACUUGGCUUGAAGUCCGUUGCUGGCAAUGGAUACAUGAAGAACUGCUGGUGCAAAAGGGUUAAUAAAGCUUUUUUUUAUGGUCA
Messenger RNA from Dromaius novaehollandiae (emu), 5389 nucleotides. RefSeq names its product ZXD family zinc finger C (gene ZXDC). The record is from RefSeq and is a predicted model, not a curated record. Bases 71 to 2746 code for a protein of 891 amino acids. Gene Ontology annotation, biological process: regulation of transcription by RNA polymerase II. Gene Ontology annotation, cellular component: nucleus. Gene Ontology annotation, molecular function: transcription coregulator activity. NCBI's taxonomy places the organism in Eukaryota, Metazoa, Chordata, Aves, Casuariiformes, Dromaiidae. The transcript has 10 exons.